This is a messenger RNA of Galeopterus variegatus (Sunda flying lemur), 1071 nucleotides long. RefSeq names its product E3 ubiquitin-protein ligase RNF13-like. The transcript is spliced from 2 exons. The annotation marks the transcript as partial. Gene Ontology annotation, molecular function: ubiquitin protein ligase activity. The record is from RefSeq and is a predicted model, not a curated record. NCBI's taxonomy places the organism in Eukaryota, Metazoa, Chordata, Mammalia, Dermoptera, Cynocephalidae. Gene Ontology annotation, cellular component: cytoplasm; nucleoplasm. Gene Ontology annotation, biological process: protein ubiquitination; positive regulation of DNA-templated transcription; ubiquitin-dependent protein catabolic process.
AAAAAUACUCCUCUACAUAUUUUACUAUUUUCUAUUCCAGGAGAUGAGUAUGAUGUAUGUGCCAUUUGUUUGGAUGAAUAUGAAGAUGGAGACAAGCUCAGAAUCCUUCCCUGUUCCCAUGCUUAUCACUGCAAGUGUGUAGACCCAUGGCUAACUAAAACCAAAAAAAUCUGUCCAGUCUGCAAGCAAAAAGUUGUUCCUUCUCAAGGUGAUUCAGACUCUGACACAGAUAGUAGUCAAGAAGAAAAUGAAGUGUCAGAACAUACCCCUUUACUGAGACCUUUAGCUUCUGUCAGCACCCCAUCAUUUGGAACUUUGUCGGAAUCCCAAUCACAACAGAACAUGACAGAAUCUUCAGACUAUGAGGAAGAUGACAAUGAAGAUACUGACAGUAGUGAUGCAGCAAAUGAGAUUAAUGAACAUAGUGUCGUGGUCCAAUUGCAGCCUAAUGGUGAACGGGAUUACAACUUAGCAAAUACUGUUUGACCUUCAGAGGGUGACUGGUCAUUUCUCUUUAAAAUGUUUAUUUAGGUACAUAAUUUGAUUUUUUUUUUUGCUCCCUUCUGAGAUUUCUGUAGAAAUAACUUAUUUUUUAGUAUUCUACAGUUUAAUCAGAUUACUGAAACAGGCCUUCUGAUCCAGUAUUUAUCUGCAGGAGUGUACUUUAUUUAACUAAUAAGUAACAAUAAACUGGUGCUGUAACUCAAGCAUCAAAUCAGCUCUUCCUCUGGAAUGAAACAUAGCCAAAACAUUAAAAAAAAAAAAAAAAUACUCAGUAUAGCUUGCUAUUAAGACCUAGAUCACAGUAUGAAAAUGUGUUGUGUUUUACACACGAGGUUAGUGCUGAAGCCACUUGGCAUGAGCUAAGCCACCCACCUUCAUAAAGAAACCUAGAGAGUUGUUGAGCUGGAAUAUGUUCUGGUAUUUCCCCAAAUUGCCACCACUAGUGAAAAGCAACAAGGUAAUUUAGCAUUUUUCCUAUUAGCAUAACAAAGCUCAAAACUGUCUCUUUCUUUCCUAUUCUCAAGUAGUCUUAUCUUGACAGGAAUGUUCUGUACUAGUGCAGACUUC